UGCAGCGUGACCGGAACAACAAGAUGGCGGAGAAUGGGGAGUUUCGGGAGUCAAUCCUGUAACACAGACUUCAGCUUACUGACUGGUGAAACCACCGUGUGGCACCACACCGAAGCCAGCAUGAGCCUCCAGCAGCCAGCCCCUCUCAUGCCCCCUGUCCACCCUGAUGUACAGAUGAAACCUCUGCCCUUCUAUGAUGUCCUGGACGUUCUAAUUAAGCCUUCAAGUCUAGGAGCAAGUACUGCACAGAGGUACCACCAAGAAAAAUAUUUUAUCUUUGCUUUGACACCACAGCAAGUUCGAGAAGUAUGCAUAUCCCGGGACUUUCUACCAGGUGGCAGAAGGGACUAUAUGGUUCAAAUUCAACUGAGGUUCUGCUUGUCAGAGACGAGCUGUCCUCAAGAGGAUAAUUAUCCAAACAGUCUAUGUGUCAAGGUCAAUGGAAAACUUUUCCCUUUGCCAGGUUAUGCGCCACCACCAAAAAACGGCGUGGAACAGAAAAGACCCGGAAGACCACUAAACAUUACUUCCCUAGUGAGACUCUCGUCUGCAGUACCCAAUCAGAUUUCAGUGACAUGGGCACCUGAAAUUGGAAAAACCUAUUCUAUGUCUGUGUACCUGGUGAGGCAACUGACAUCGCCACUUCUGCUACAGAGGCUCAGGAUGAAGGGCAUCAGAAACCCAGACCACUCCAGAGCACUAAUUAAAGAGAAGCUGACAGCAGAUCCAGACAGUGAGAUUGCCACAACAAGUCUUCGAGUGUCACUUAUGUGCCCGCUGGGUAAGAUGCGACUGACAGUGCCAUGCAGGGCGGUGACGUGCUCCCAUCUGCAGUGUUUUGAUGCUGCCCUCUACCUGCAGAUGAAUGAGAAGAAGCCAACCUGGAUCUGCCCUGUAUGUGACAAGAAGGCUGCAUACGAAAGUCUCAUCAUUGACGGUUUAUUCUUGGAGAUCCUGAAUGACUGCUCAGAUGUGGAUGAAAUAAAGUUCCAAGAGGAUGGAACAUGGUGCCCCAUGAGACCAAAAAAAGAUGCUGUCAAGGUUCCCUCUCAGUCACUUCCAAAAAUUGAACCCUCAGCUCCUUUGCGCCAGCCUUCAGUGGUCCCCCAUUCUACUGAGCCCAGUUCCACCAAAAAAGCUGAUGUGAUUGAUUUGACUCUGGAAAGCUCCUCUUCCUCUGAUGAUGAAGAUGACUCAGACCCUCCACUGAAGAAACAAUGUGUUUACAUUUCCAAAAACGAGGAGAUGCAUGCAAAGGGGGUGUUGACCUACCAGCCCACUGUGCGCGUGCCAAACGUCCAGACCUUGGAUCCAUCAUAUCUGACCUCUACACUUGCUGACUAUGCAGUCCCCUUCCAUCCAUCCACCCUGGCCACCAUCCCUACUGAUAUGCAGAGUCUGGAUUUGUUUUCCUUAAUUCAAGCAGAUCCUCAGCAUUACCGGCCUCAGAUGUUUUUGGAUAACCUGACAAACAGCAUGCAACCUGCAGCCAGCACCAGCUCAGCUCUGGUAUCCUCCUCCAGCAGCCACUAUGACACCAGCACCCAUGCUGCCAGCUCCAUCCAUGAAACCCAGGUCAUCACAGGAGGAAGAGGGGGUGCCAGAGGAGGGACUGACAGCAGCAUAUCAGAUAUCAUUUCGCUUGACUGAGCCACAUCUCACUGGACCUUUUCAGGCCUGUUUUUGCGGCUUUUUAGUGUGGUCUAUAUGUACGUGACAUGUUGAGUUCUGCAAAGAAGCACCCAAAUUGGUAUACAUGAGCAUUUUGAUGACCUGAACAUUUUCGUUUAAAAUUGUAUCCAGGCAGGGGUUUUUUUGCCCUUGGAUUUUCAAAAUUCAAAUGUGGUUUCCUUCCUGUCUUCUACGGUAGGAUGAAAAAUGGUUUGAUGACCAACGACAGCAUCAACUGAAGAUUUAACAUUUUCCAGAAUGAGUCAGUGCAUUGCCAGUUAUCUUGCCCUUGGCAUUCAAGGAAAAUCCUUGUUUGCUGUUAUACCGUUAAUGUCAUGACAUCAUGAAAUGAAAAAGUGUUUUGCCUUGGUUUAGUCCAGCCUAUGUGCCAAUGUGAGGUUGACCAGGAGCAUACUCUGGAUUGGAGUCAAUGGAACUUGCAACUCUUUCACAUUAGUAAUUUAUUUCAAUGUUCAUGUCAAAACAGUACUGCUGAGGAAACUUUGAUUAGUAUUUUCUUUUUAUUUCAUCAUACAUUUUUAUGAUGACUUGAACAACAGCUAGUCUUGUGGCUAGCCUUUAUGCGAGUAGAUUUGUCUUAAUAACCCUUCCCCCUCAGCUCUGCAGAUGUCUUCCUGUCAGAAAGAAAAAUGCCUGAGAUACUUUUUUGUGUUCCUUCAACGUUGGAAAUAUUCAGACCAUUCAACUCCUGAUUUAUACCAUAUUGUUUACUUGCGCAUACAUGUAAACUUGACAUCAGUCUAUUGUGGCCUGGUUGACCUGAACUGUGUGCCUCAUUAGCAUGAAACAGAGUCAGAAUGAAUGAAAAAAGGGCUUGGACUGUUCACAGCAAGAGCUCAACAAUAUUCAUGCAACAUUCUUGCAAGUGAAUGAACGACUGGACAUAGGAAGCACCUCUAAGAAAGACUUGUGGACAGACUCUACACUUUGGAGGUGUCAGACCUCCUCACACACUGUGGACAGGGCUGUUUCUGGCUGUGUACGCUAUCUGCUGGCUGUGUGUCUGCCUGUUUCAUUCACACCAUUAGAAACAUGGAAGGUCAGUAAUUUUUGUUGGUUCACCAGAUAGUCACUACUUUGAUGGGUAGGUUUUUGUUACAGGGCAGCUUUUAUGUCAUACCAAUGUAAAAUAUUCCUUUCUUUCAUUGUAAUUUAAUCAGAGCAAUAAUAAUUUCGAGUUGGUUUAAAAAGUUGUAGUGUGACUCCAGAUGUUCUGUACCACUCGGCCUUCCAAAUAUUCCCCUCAUGUAUGAUCAGCCUGUUGUCUUAUGUUAAUUACAAACAUGACAAACAUAUUGUUCCUGUAGAGAAACAGACUUAAAGGAAUAAUUCAAGUUUCAAGUAAACACACUAAUUUGCUUUUCUUUGAGAGCGAGAUGUUCAGAUGGAUAUCAAUCUCAGGGUUGUGUCCAAAGUCAGCCAGUUCAUCAUUCAUUACUCCAUAUAUAAUGGACAUCAAAUAAUACACACAAUACACAUUUUUACUGAGAAAGCAUGUCAACUUGUUAUUGCAGGAAAAGCACAGGUGGAAGUAAUGGCCCGCAUUCCAUGUGGGUGAGCUUGUUCCUUAGCCCUGGUAUUGGCUGACUGGGAUGCUGGAUAGGACUGAGUCAUUGCUAAUGAAAUUAGUUUCAUCUUUGCUUUGCUUUACUAGCUGUGACAAGUCAACCUGUUGAUCAUUGUUAGCGUUACCUCUGUCAGCUGUUGAGUCAUGCAGCCAUGAGUUUGUAAGUCACAUUUAAAAUGUGGAGCAUUGCAUUGGGGGGAUUGAUGAAUAUCAUGGACAUGGUCUGUUGUAGGGGAACUGUGCAGUGUGUGCAUAAACGCAUUCAAAUAAAGUAGCUGAGUUAAUGGAGUUGACUGUAGUAUAUAGGGAGGGAUUCAGACACAGCCCAGAUGUUGUAAACCUAACUUGGUCGUGUUUAUUUGUUUUGCACAUUUAAACACAACAAAAUACUGAAUCAGUGAAAACAAAUUAAAAACAAAGUAGUCUAUUAGAAACCUUAGAACAAUUCAACCUUUGCAUCAAAAGUAAUCCAAAUCUGUAUAGCAUUAAUUACAAGGGUAGCUUAGCAUCAAGAAUGGAAAUGGCUUACCUGGAUUAGACAGAAGUUCAGAACUACACCUACCAAUACCUCUAAAGCUCAGUAAUUGUGCGAUAUCUGAAGCUGUUUCCCCAUUUAUACUGAGCUAGACUAACUGUGUUCUGACUUCAGUUCUGCUGCUAACAGACAUGAGAGUGACAUUCAUCUCCUCAUCUUGCUCUCACAAUAUUUAGCCAUAUAUUGAACUGCCACAUUUGUGAAAAAGAAAAAUCUUUGACCAGUAUCAGGCAGUUUAAAGGAUUUUGACGAGCUGUAAAUUACAGUGUUUACUUGUAUUGAAGUUAGUGUUAAAAUUCUGACAAAUUUAUCCUGCAAAAAGUCUCUUGUUCUUCCCUUCAGUUGCCAUUUAAAAGUCCUUUAAUUCUUUUAAACUGUGACGUCUGCUAUUUUUGGAUUUUGCUGUAUGUCAAUGAUGCUAUGUGUUGCUGUCUGGGAAGAACAGACAUGACAUGAACAUUUCUCAGUGUUAACACCGACGCUCAAGCCCACUUACUCGUAGUUGACAGCAGGCAGCAACAUACAGAUUGGAAACAGAGCAGCUACUGUAUCAUAACUACAUCAUCUGGAUUGCUUGUUGUUUAUGUGAACUCCCAGCUAUUGGAAGUUUAAUCUCAGGGACCUACAGUCUGCUUUUCUGGGCUUGAACAGUGUAAGUUAAUUAAAAUAUAGACACAUAGUAACAAUGCUGUCAGCAUCUGUACCAAAAAUACAGAUGUUGAUAUCAAAGUAAGGCUAAUGUAAAAAUAUUUUUAGGUCAGUGUAUCUUUUUUAUUCAAACAUUAUGCCAAGGAGGUUUGGCAUUUACAAGUUGACAUGUUAGGGCAGUGAUAAGUCUACCAAAUUACAAGAAGAUAGAGAAAACUUUACUUGGCUUUAGUGGUAUCUAUCUAUGGAAAUGUUUUUCAUUCAUGUGAAAAAGUUUUGUAAUAUGUCUUUGAGAUUUUACUCUCCACACAAUUUAGUUGCUUAUUAAGACAUGGCACUUAGUGGGUUUUUACCGUCAUUAUUCCUGCUUCUCUCUGUAUUUCACAGACUGGAGACAGUCUUAAUUAGAACUCCUAUGAAAACUGUCAGCAAAACCAUUGUUGCUGAUCCCACUUGCCUCCAUUCUGUUGGGGUGGAAGCAUAAAUCUCACACAAACAUCGCAAAGCCUGGAUGAAAAUGCUUCUGCAUGGGGACAUACUAUUGGUUGUACAUGGGAAAAUACAAUUUUUGAAAAUUUUGCUCAACCGAGACCUGGAAAGAAGGGCAUAAUAAAAAUUGAAAUGUGCAAGAUCAAGAUGAUGAACACCUUUUCCCACCUGCUCAAAUAGGAAACACUCAUUCGUGGAGAGUGCUUGCAGAAAGGUCAUCAACUUGUGAAAAUACUGAUUAUAUUAAGAGUCUCGAUUCACCUGUUGUGGGUUUUUUGUACUCUUUAUACUUUAUGGACUUUGAAACAUAUUCCAGAUCACUUUAGAGUUUCUUUUUUGACACCAUAUUAACAGAGUCACAGAUGACGCCCUCUUUUGUUUUGCUCAAAUUCUGGAAGUUUAUUACAGGAUGGUUUAUUUGUAAAUUGUCUUUGUUUUCCUGUAUCUGUAAGCGUGCAGCAAUUUGCAGUGUGGUACCAUGUAUAAAUCCUUUUGUUUUUUUUAAUAAUUAAAGGUUUUUGUUUUUUUUA
Molecule: messenger RNA, 5461 nt
Organism: Stegastes partitus (bicolor damselfish)
Lineage: Eukaryota; Metazoa; Chordata; Actinopteri; Pomacentridae
Gene: pias2
Product: protein inhibitor of activated STAT, 2
Exons: 14
Coding region: 34-1650 (538 amino acids)
Biological process (GO): protein sumoylation; regulation of transcription by RNA polymerase II
Cellular component (GO): chromatin
Molecular function (GO): zinc ion binding; transcription coregulator activity; SUMO ligase activity
Source: RefSeq, a predicted model, not a curated record